CUCACACCUCUUCCUACGUUCGAGCCUCUCGAAAGAUGAUUGCCCGCAAGAUCGAGCCGCUCAAGUGCAUGGGCAACUGGUUCGUGCAGGUCGCCAUCCCGACGCCCUUCGACCGCGGGGCUCACAACGGGCUUGAGCAGUACAGCUGGGACGAGGAGGAGCAGCGGGUCAAGGUCAAGUACACGUUCUCGUCUGGAUCGUUCGAAGCAAAGCCGACCGUCGUCUACCAGAAGGGCCGUGUCGCGCCCGGCAGCGAGGACGGCACCCUCUGGCAGGUCAAGCCGUGGCUCAAGCUCUGCUACCUCCCAGUGUGGCUAUCAUACGUCAUCAUCGACGUCGACGAGGCCUAUUCGCACAUGGUCUGCUCCUCGCCGAAGACGAGCGGCGCCGGCGCGUGGAUGUACAUCAUGACGCGUGAGCCCGUCGUCGACGAUGCCCUCCUCGAGCCGCUGAAGCAAGCUGCCGCCGCAGCCGGCUGGGACCUGAGCAAAGCGGAGCGCGUGCCGCAGCAGCAGCGAAGCGUGCCGCCGCCGUGAUCCUCGAGCUGAUCCUCGGUUUCUCGAUUCUCGUUCGUGCUCACACUCUGCACCGCUCGCUGGGCGCUCUCACUUGUUCUGUCUCUCUGUACGUUCCAGCUUCCACCGGCACCGCCUCCUCUGCUCUAUGAGCCACGAAAGAGGGGGUGUCCUGUGUAUGGGCACAGUGUAUGGGUCGAUAUAAUGUUUUAAUGAUAAUGU
Molecule: messenger RNA, 737 nt
Organism: Emiliania huxleyi CCMP1516
Lineage: Eukaryota; Haptophyta; Isochrysidales; Noelaerhabdaceae
Exons: 2
Coding region: 36-536 (166 amino acids)
Source: RefSeq, a predicted model, not a curated record